AUGAACGUCGACACGGUCGCCGACUUCCUCUCCGACCAAAGAGACGAGGCGCCCGAGGAGCUUCAGGGUCUCAUAAUCCAAUUUGAAGAUUACUGGGAGCGCAAGCUGUGGCACCAGCUCACCGAUGCCCUCAUCGACUUCUUCAACAACCCCGCCAGCGCCAGCCAGCGCCUUGCCUUCUACAAGGUCUUCAUCCUCAAGUUUGCCGACAAGAUCAACCAACUCAAGCUCGUCGAUCUUGGCCUCAAGGCCGCCACACAAUGCAAAGAUGACCGAGAACGUCUGGUCUUUCUAACAGACCUGGCCAAGAAGGUCGACAAUGAAAACACACAAGAUGCCUUUGUGUACGCCACAGUUGCUGCCGCAAAAGUGAAGCUACAGCUGCGCGACCCCGAAGCUGCCCGGAAGGAUCUCGACAGUGCCGAGAAGAUUCUCGACACUUUCGACUCCGUGGAAACAAAGGUCCAUGCCGCCUUUUACGAGACGAACGCCUCAUACUACCAGGCUCAGACCGACUUCGCCUCCUUCUACAAGAACGCUCUCCUCUAUCUCGCAUGCAUAGACCUCUCGACAUUAUCACCAGAAGAGCGCAAGGCCAGGGCAUACGACCUUGGUAUCGCUGCCCUUGUGUCAGACUCGAUCUACAAUUUCGGCGAGCUGCUGCAACACCCCAUACUGGCAGACCUGACCGGCGACAUCUCGUGGCUGCGUGACCUGCUCCUUGCCUUCAACAGGGGAGAUCUGGCAGCUUAUGACAUGCUGUCCGGACAUAUCGAUGAGCAUCCCCUGCUAGCAGAUCACGAUGACGAGAUUAGGCAAAAGAUUUACCUCGCCGCCCUGACAGAAUCCGUCUUCCGCCGGCCACCGCACCAGCGCGCCAUGUCUUUCGCAACCAUAAGUGCUGAUACCAAGGUCCGCAAGAACCAGAUUGAACAUCUGGUCAUGAAAGCUUUGAGCCUUGGUUUGGUACGCGGUACCAUAGACGAAGUGGAUGAAGUUGUCAACUUCACAUGGGUUCAACCUCGCGUGCUAGACAUGGGUCAGAUUGCGAGCAUGAGCCAACGGCUAGGUGAAUGGGGUGAGAAUGUCAACAAGCUGGGCAACUGGAUUGAGGCUACUGGGCAGGAUAUCUGGGCCGCCUAA
Molecule: messenger RNA, 1143 nt
Organism: Microdochium trichocladiopsis
Lineage: Eukaryota; Fungi; Ascomycota; Sordariomycetes; Xylariales; Microdochiaceae
Exons: 2
Coding region: 1-1143 (380 amino acids)
Biological process (GO): ubiquitin-dependent protein catabolic process
Cellular component (GO): cytosol; proteasome regulatory particle, lid subcomplex; nucleus
Molecular function (GO): structural molecule activity
Source: RefSeq, a predicted model, not a curated record